UCAUGUUGUCACGUUGUCAGUUCGCCAGUUCGCGCAGUACAGAUGUGCAUUUAUCUUUGUAUAGAAUUUUCUGUAGCAAAUUAUUUGAUAAUAUUUGUACAUUCAUGCUAUUCAAAUAUGUUAAACUUUCUUUUGUUUGAAAAUGUAUUGUUUCAUGCAGAAUAACUGUAAUUGCCAUUCAAUAAUUGACAGAAAGUAACGUAACCUGAAAGUCAUUCUGUCAUAUUUAUUUGAUACGUCACAUAUUUAUAAUAUAGCACUAUGAUAGAGGCGAAAAAGAAGAUAAUUCAAAAAUUCAAUACAGAAUUGGGUUCUGAUUUGAAAGGAUUCGAGAAAAUAUACGAGUUUCAUCAAAAUCUUAAUAUACAGAAAAAUGAAAUCGAAAAAUCGUUAUCAAUGGCAUCGUCUGAAGCUCCCUCGAAAGUGAAAGUAGUCGUAGAAACUGUUGAAACAAUAGGUAUUGUCUUUGAACAAUUAGAAAAAUCUUCUGUGGAAUUCAGAAAUCACAUAAAAAAUGCGAUGCAUGAAACUGAUAAAAGUAUAGAUAUGCAAAUAAUUAUUAAUACAAUAAGUACUUUGGAUAAGUCUUUAGCAUAUUUGAGUUUCAUAAAACAUGUCGAAAGCAUCAGUGAUAAAGUUCAAACAUCAUUAGCUGCUGGUGAUGAUGAAUCAACUAUUUCAUUGUACACAAAUCUUACAGAUAUUAAUUGUCAAUUGCAACUAUCAUCCUGUCAUCAUCUUGUGAAUUAUGUAAGAGAAACACUUCACUUUUGGCACAACCUCAUAAAGGAUAAGCUAUCUAAGGAAUACAAUGAUAUAUUAAAGGCAUUGAAGUGGCCAUUUUGUAGCAAUAAUUCAAAUUUGCCCAACACACCCAUGGCAGAGACUUUAACAAAAUUCAAAAUACUUACAGAAUAUUUGUUGCAUUUACAAUUACCAGAAGAAUCUGUUAAGCCAGUUGUGACUUCAGUGUUGUUAACUGAUUUUGCACCAGUCAGUUUACCAAUUUCAUUGCUUGCACGGCCUCUCAGACAAAGAUUUAUAUAUCAUUUCACAGGUGCUAAAUUAACAAACCGUCAAGACAAACCAGAAUGGUUUUUUACUCAAAUCUUAACAUGGAUUAAAAAUCAUAUUCAAUGGGUUCAAAAACAUGUUCAACCAGUAGCAAAUUCGAUAGGUUUUAGUCAUGUAGAUAUGAAGGUAGAAUUUAUGCAGACCUUGGUUCAACUAGCUGUUGAGAAACUUCAUUCUGAAUUAAAAAUAGUGCAAUACGAUGAUGUUUUAUUUGCACAUUUGGUGGAUGAAGCUUUAGGUUUUGAAAGAGAAUUGAGGGAGACAUUAUUAUAUCCGCCGACGCAACCAGCCACAGUUUUUGUUCUUACCCAAGCUCAUGUUUUUGUGAAGUGGAUUAAUAUGGAGAAAAAAUACGCUACUGAGAAAAUGGAUGCAAUUUUAAGUUCAAGUACUGCUUGGGAUAAACUAUCAAAUUCUGAUACCGAUGAUAUGAAAGUAACUGAAUGUGCAGAUGCUUUCCUCACUCUUCUUACAACAAUCUCUGAUAGAUACAAACACUUACCUCAACCAGGACACAGGUUACAAUUUUUGGAGCUACAACUUGAAUUAAUUGAUGAUUGGAGAAUACGACUACUUCAGUUAUUACAUGAAACUAACGAAGAUCCUUUAACAUCUCUCAUGCCUUGUAUUCUUAAUACUUUACACUAUGUUGCGACUGUCCUAGAAGAAUGGGGUGUUACAGUGCAUUUUUUGCAACUAUAUUUUUUUAAGAAACAAUUUGAAGCAGUUGAAUCUGCAACAUUAGAAGGAAGUAAUAUUGAUAAUACUGUAGGUGAUGUAGAAGGUUCUGUGUUCGAUGAAGCUAUUGCUCUUUUAAGAAGAUUAGAAAAGGAAUUAAUAAAUGAAAUUAGCGAUGCUGUAGCUUUAGAUGUUAAAGCAAAAAGCAGACCUUAUNUUCUUCACAGGUGGUUUGCCAUGCAGUCUACCAAAGAAGUUGUUUCUUUGUCAGUUACUUCAAGUGGAUAUUCAAUGUUCCAAAAAUUAGCCACACAGCUUAAUCAGUUGUACAAUACACUUGCAUUGCCAUUAUUUAACCAGGCUUGCAAAAACUUGGCCUUACAGUUUGAUCAAUUCCUUCUAGAAGAAGUUGUUUUGGUAAAUCAUUUCAACACAGGAGGAGCUGAACAACUGGAAUAUGAUAUUUUUCGGAGCUUGUUCCCAUUAUUUGGCUUAUAUAUAAAUAAGCCAGAGUCCUACUUCCCAUUGAUCAAAGAAGCGUGUAUUUUAUUAAAUAUUCUAUUGGGCUCAGCGAUGUUACUGCUAGAGGCUCUAAACAGCAAUAACGAAAUUAUAGAAAAAGAGAUAUUAGCGGAUAUUGGUGUUCACAAAAUGUCUUCUGAUCUUGCUUUAAAAGUGCUCGGAACAAGAACUGAUAUUGCUUAUAUAUAAGGCCUGGAUUAUGAUCACUGUUUUCUUCAACUAUUUCAUUAUUAUCAUUAUUAUAUGGAUAUAAAGUACUACAUACCGUCCUUGUAUAAAUUACAAAUACUUACUUCAUAUGAAAUUUCAGUUUUCCGUCCAGUGCACUCCAUACCGCAAUCGUCUCAUCUAGCGAAGAACUAACUAUAGUGGUUUCAUUUAUUGUCUCUAGCUGUAGUAUCUAGAGAAAUAUGAAUUAUAUAAGCAUUUGAAAAAUUAACGUUUACUCUAGCAAAUAACCCUCCCAAGUCGCUCCUACAUGAUUUUGAUGAAAUUGUUCUGUACAUGUAAAUUCAAUAACGUGUAACAGUUAACGAUACCAGAAGAUUAAGACGUUUAAGUUGAAGAGGCGCAAUCACUGAAAGCUCCGUUUGAGCUUUCGGUGAACUAGGAAGUUUCAUCAAAAUUGGCGAGGACGGUAGGCGAUUUAGUGGUGUUCCGCGUAACUAACUUACUUCGCAUUCAUGACCCUUCCAAGAUGCAAUAAUAAGACCAGUUCGAGUAUCUAAAACUGUUAAAAAUCCUGAUGCUUGACCCAAGGCUACCCAGUAACCGCUAGGUGCUACUGCUAUGCAUCUAAUUAAACCGGUUGGAUUCACGGAUACCUGAAAAAAAAAUCAGUCCCAUCUUAGCAAGUGUAUACUUGUAUGCAGUACAAGUAUAUCCACAUAUAUACCUAUAACAUGGUCAUUUUCAGUGAUUCCAAUUGUCAGUAAUACGUACUUUCAUUUCGUUGACAUAUUGAAAAGUUCUGCAAUCUAUGACUCUGAGUGUAAUAUCAGUAGUUCCUACGAGCAACGUCGUAAACGGGGAGGGACUAGCUAUUAGAGUAUUUACAGGAACUGGUCGAGAGUUUUCUGGACAUCCAAGAAGAGAUCCCAUAAAAGGAUCCCAACAAUGUAUUGUGCCAUCGCAAGUGACCGCGUAUCUUAACGAUUCUAAGAAAGUAAGAGCAAGAAUUGAUUUUUUGUGCCCUGUAUAAGUGUAUUGGCAGGAUGAAACUGUGUUUCCAUCACCCUAGAAAUAUAAUAUAUUCUUAGAAAAACCA
Molecule: messenger RNA, 3541 nt
Organism: Megalopta genalis
Lineage: Eukaryota; Metazoa; Arthropoda; Insecta; Hymenoptera; Halictidae
Source: RefSeq, a predicted model, not a curated record